Miscanthus lutarioriparius is the source of this 1542-nucleotide messenger RNA. The record is from the annotation of a GenBank genome assembly. Lineage: Eukaryota; Viridiplantae; Streptophyta; Magnoliopsida; Poales; Poaceae.
AUGGCAGCAGCUGAUGCAGCCUUGCCCUGGGCGGCGCAGUGCGCGGGCAUGGCCCUGUUCGCCUCCUCCUUCUGCUUGGUGGCGCUGGCCCUGGUGCUCAUGCUCCUCCGCCGCUGGCCGUGGUGCAGCUGCCAUGUCUGCCGGGCGUACCUCACGGGGUCGUGGGCGCGGGACUUCACCAACCUCGGCGACUGGUACGCGCACCUCCUCCGGGAGUCGCCCACCGGCACCGUCCACGUCCACGUGCUGGGCUGCACCGUCACCGCCAACCCGGCCAACGUCGAGUACAUGCUCAAGACCAACUUCGACAACUUCCCCAAGGGCAAGACCUUCGCCGCGCUGCUCGGGGACCUCCUCGGCGGCGGCAUCUUCAACGUCGACGGCCACGCGUGGCGCCACCAGCGCAAGAUGGCCAGCCUGGAGCUCGGCAGCGUCGCCGUGCGCUCCUACGCUUUCGGGAUCAUCGCCCAGGAGGUGGAGGCCCGCCUCAUGCCGCUCCUCGCCGCCGCCGCCGACGCCAGCGCGGUGGUCGACCUGCAGGACGUGUUCCGCCGCUUCGCCUUCGACACCAUCUGCAAGAUCUCCUUCGGCCUCGACCUGGGCUGCCUCGAGCUGGACAUGCCCGUGUCCAAGCUCGCCGACGCGUUCGACACCGCCACGCGCCUCUGCGCCAUGCGCGGCGCCGCGUCGUCGCCGCUGCUCUGGCGGGCCAAGCGCCUGCUCAACGUCGGCUCCGAGAGGGAGCUCAGGGAGGCCAUCAAGCUCGUCGACGAGCUCGCCGCCGCCAUGAUCCGGGAGCGCCGCAAGCUGGGCGUCGCCAACAGCCACGACCUCCUGUCCCGCUUCAUGGCCUCGGCCGGGGCCGGCGACGAGCACCACGACGUCGACGACAAGUACCUCCGCGACAUCGUCGUCAGCUUCCUCCUCGCGGGGCGCGACACGGUCUCCUCCGCGCUCACCACGCUCUUCAUGCUCCUGUCCAAGAACCCGGCCGUGGCGGCCGCCAUGCGCGCCGAGGCCGGCGGCGACGGUGGCGACUCGGAGGCGCCGCUCACCUUCGAGCAGCUCAAGCGCCUGGACUACACCCACGCGGUGCUGUACGAGAACAUGCGCCUGUUCCCGCCGGUGCAGUUCGACUCCAAGUUCUGCGCCGGGCCCGACGUGCUCCCCGACGGCACCUACGUGUCCGGCGGCACGCGCGUGAUGUACCACCCCUACGCCAUGGGCCGGAUGCCGCGCAUCUGGGGCACCAACCACGGCGCGUUCCGCCCGGACCGGUGGCUCACCGGCGAAGGCGGCUCGUUCGUCCCGGAGAGCCUGUACAAGUACCCGGUGUUCCAGGCGGGCCUCCGCGUAUGCCUCGGCAAGGAGCUCGCCGUCACCGAGAUGAAGGCGGUCGCGGUGGCCGUGGUGAGAGCGUUCGACGUCCAGGUCGUCGGGGACAGUGGCAGCGCUGCCUGCGCGCCAAAGUUCGUGUCGGGGCUCACCGCGUCCAUCAGCGGCGGCCUCCCAGUGAGGAUUAGUAGAAGAGUUCCAAGCUAG